CAGUUUUAUCCUUCCCUGUCCCUAUAAAUUGGCCGUUUUAAGCCCACGGAAUUCUCUCAUUCAACCCGGCCAGUCAAAUUUCUCUCUCUUCAUAUUAUCUAUCUCACCAAUUCUUACCGUGCUCGAGCUAUUCGGAUAAUUUAUUCUUCGGAUAGUUAUAAUCUUUAAUACAAUGGAUGUUAAGGGGGGCUAAAUCUUUCUAAAUUCUAUGGCCUUGGCUGAUAUUCGGGCAAUGUGUGGCGGAAAAGGUUGUUUCAGAGGAUUGAAAUAUUAUUUGCAUAGUACGACACCAAGGAACUAUUUUAAAGGCAAAACUUCUGGUGUGGAAUAUGAAUCAGACUGGACAAAACACAGAAAUUCGUCAGCAUUUACCACACAAGUGAUCCGUCCAACAACAGAUUUUAUGCCUUGGUCUCGUAAAAUCCCUAUAGGGGAUGGAUAUCAUGAAUUUCUUUAAUCAAAUGUCUUAUCAGUCGGAAGUUUUGAUAGACUGAGCAAAAUAAAGUUGUUUGUUUGUAUCACCAUCCAAGUCUCUCUUGAUUUAGAAAAAAUGCCCGGCUUUAUGACUGGAAAAAAGAGGCUUAGUGAACCGAAUAUGUGUUUCUCCAUAUCGACCAAGCAGGAUACCCUAGCUCGUUCAAAAAGCAUUUCUUCUCUCAAUUCUCAGGUUACUGAUGGUUUGGAAAGCCCCCUUCUACCUGGACUUCCUGAUGAUGUUGCAAAGUAUUGCCUUGCACUUGCUCCUCGUUCUAGUUUCCCAUCUAUGGGUGCUGUUAGCAAGAAAUGGAGGGCAUUUAUUCAAAGCAAAGAAUUCAUCACGGUGCGGAAGUUAGCUGGGUUGCUUGAGGAGUGGCUCUAUGUCUUAACAAUGAAUCCUGAUGGAAAGGAUAGCCUCUGGGAGGUUUUGGAUUGUUUGGGACAUAAACAUCGUACUCUUCCUCCAAUGCCUGGUCCUGUGAAGGCUGGGUUUGGAGUUGUUGCUCUACAUGGAAAGCUUCUUGUCAUGGCUGGCUAUUCGGUGAUCGGUGGGACUAGCUCUGCCUCUUCAGGUGUUCACCAAUACGAUCCAUGCCUCAACAGGUGGUGCAAACUGGCAAACAUGAAUGUAGCUCGCUAUGACUUUGCUUGUGCUGAGGUUAGUGGCCUCGUUUAUGCUGUUGGGGGAUAUGGGAUGGACGGUGACAAUCUAUCUAGUGCUGAGGUCUAUAACCCUGACACCAAUAAGUGGACCCUGAUAGAGAGCCUUCGCCGGCCGAGGUGGGGUUGUUUUGCCUGUGGCUUUGAGGGAAAGCUUUAUAUCAUGGGUGGAAGGUCGAGCUUCACAAUAGGAAACUCGAGGUUUGUUGAUGUGUACAACCCUGAGAGGCAUACUUGGUGUGAGAUGAAGAAUGGUUGCGUCAUGGUCACUGCCCAUGCUGUGCUGGGGAAAAAGCUCUUCUGUAUGGAGUGGAAGAACCAGCGUAAACUCACAAUAUUCAAUCCAGAGGACAAUUCAUGGGAGAUGGUGCCUGUUCCUCUAACUGGGAGCUCAUGUAUCGGAUUUAGAUUUGGAAUUCUGGACGGGAAACUUCUGUUGUUCUCACUUGAGAAAGAGCCUGGUUAUUGUACUUUGUCGUAUGAUCCCAAUGCAGCACCAGGCUCAGAGUGGAAGACUACAGAGAUCAAGCCAUCUGGGUUGUGCUUGUGCAGUGUGACUAUCAAAGCGUAAAAAAAAUCCGUCAUCAGAAGUUUAAAGGAUCUUCUAUCACUCUAAGCCAUUGCAGAUGUUUGGACCUGCCUGCCAGAUUUCUCUUUUCAGUGUCAAGUCGUGCUGUCUAAACCGUUGCAGAUGUUUAAUUUGUGGUUUUGUCAUGAUGUUUAAGACCUGCUACCAGAUUUAUCUUUUCAGUGUCAAAUAAGCUUUAUGGAUUUCUGCUUCAUACUAGUACGCAUUGUGGUCAAUUUGCCUACCUUGCAUUCUGCGUGUAGCUGAGGCAGCAAUGUGCAAAAUAUAUGUUAGUAUUGUUUGUUUGAAGUCA
Tripterygium wilfordii is the source of this 2018-nucleotide messenger RNA. Its product is annotated as F-box/kelch-repeat protein At1g67480. Bases 551 to 1708 code for a protein of 385 amino acids. Gene Ontology annotation, molecular function: protein binding. NCBI's taxonomy places the organism in Eukaryota, Viridiplantae, Streptophyta, Magnoliopsida, Celastrales, Celastraceae. The transcript has 4 exons. The record is from RefSeq and is a predicted model, not a curated record.